CCUGCAUAGCUCUCUCUCUCUCUCUCUCUCUCUCUCUCUCUCUCUCUCUCUCUCUCUCUCUCUCGCUGCAAUUAGGAAGAUGGAUGUCUCCGGAGUUGUCGCCGAGAACGCCCCGGCCAAGCCUCGAUCAACAUUGAUAUUCCUUGGCACCGGUUGUUCGGGCGGUAUCCCAAUCGCCACGUGCCUCCUCCAGCCUACGGAUCCUCCCUGCCACGUUUGCUCCCAGUCCUUGUCCGUCCCUCCAGAGCGAAACCCUAACUACAGGUGUAAUACAUCACUUCUCAUUGAUUAUUGCCCCAUCGAAGGUGAAGACAAUUAUAUCUUGAUAGAUGUUGGCAAGACAUUCAGGGAGCAAGUGCUUCGAUGGUUUACUUUCUAUAAGAUACCUCGGGUGGAUUCUAUUGUAUUGACUCAUGACCAUGCUGAUGCAGUUCUUGGUCUGGAUGAUAUUCGUUCUGUGCAACGUUUCUGCCCCACGAAUGGAAUUGCUCCCAUUCCUAUUUACCUAUCUCAGGAGACAAUGGAUAGUGUGGGUGCGAAAUUCCCGUACUUGCUAAAGAAAAAGGAUCAGGAAGGUCGGUUCGCGAGAAGGGUUGCACAGCUUGACUGGAAGAUAAUUGAGAACGACUGUAAAAAGCCAUUUGUUGCAUCAGGAUUAGAACUUGUUCCGUUGCCAGUGAUGCAUGGUGAAGAUUAUGUUUCUUUGGGCUUUCUUUUUGGACAAAAAUGUAAAGUAGCGUACAUAUCUGAUGUUUCUCGAAUUCUUCCAACCACUGAACAGUAUAUUUCAAAAAGCAGUGGCCAACGGCUGGAUCUCCUUAUCCUGGACACCCUCUCCAAGAAAGAUUUCCACACCGUUCACUUAGGGCUCCCCCAGACAUUUGAUAUUCUUAAAAAGUUGUGCCCAAAGCGAGCUUUGUUAGUUGGGAUGAACCAUGAGGUUGAUCACUACAAGGACAACGAAUUGCUUAGAGAAUGGUCAGCAAGAGAAGGGAUCUAUGUACAGUUUGCACACGAUGGGUUGAGAGUCCCCAUAGACCUUUAACAAGGUAACUGGAAACCAUGGACACCAAAUAUGUCCGUGGAUGUGUUGUAUUUUGAGCUUCUCCAGUUUCAGCAUAUAGGUGAUUGUACAAGGCACAAAGAGGUAGGAAAGGUAGUCUGGAAGCUGAUGCUGGCGGAAAAGUGUAUGCACUAUGUUGUGAACAAAAUUAAUCCCCCUGUAAAAGGGAAGAUGUAACUGUUGUUAAAUAAUUGGUGCUUCAUGAUUUGUAAUUAGCAAAAAUUAUCAAGUGAGUCAGGAUUUCAUCAAUGGACCACUUCGGGUCAACCCCACAAGGAUAAGUUGGAAUUGUAAUUUAUUGUUGAUUUCAUCAAAUGUGCUUUCCUGGAGUUGU
Diospyros lotus (date-plum) is the source of this 1397-nucleotide messenger RNA. Its product is annotated as putative hydrolase C777.06c. The transcript is spliced from 10 exons. The record is from RefSeq and is a predicted model, not a curated record. The coding region runs from base 80 to 1045 and encodes 321 amino acids. Lineage: Eukaryota; Viridiplantae; Streptophyta; Magnoliopsida; Ericales; Ebenaceae.